AUGUCUGUUCUAAAACAGUUCGAACAUCUCAGAAUAAGACUAGAAGUUAUAGAAUCCGCAACCAGCAACUUCGCUAAAGAAAGCUGCAUAGGAAGAGGAGGAUUUGGGAGAGUCUACAAGGGAGAACUACUCCAUUCCAAGGGGCAUAGCAUGGUCGCAUUAAAACAUUUAGAUCGUGCAUUUGGGCAAGGAGACUCUGAGUUUUGGAAGGAGGUCAUUACACUUUCAGUUUAUAGGCAUCAAAAUAUUGUCUCCCUCCUAGGGUUUUGUGACGAGAAAGGCGAGAAGAUUCUAGUGUACAAGUUUGCAUCCAAUAGAAGCCUUGACUUGCAUCUUGAGAACAAAGAUCUAACCUGGGUUAGACGCCUUAACGUUUGCAUUGGGGUGGCUCGUGGACUAGCAUACCUUCAUGAUCCUGGUGAGACCCAGCAAAGAGUACUACAUCGUGACAUCAAAAGUUCCAACAUCCUAUUAGAUGAAAACUGGAAUGCAAGAAUCGCAGAUCUGGGUCUAUCUAGAUUUGGUCCUGCUAACCAAAAAUAUACGUUUCUUGUGACCAAUAAUACUGUAGGUACUAUUGGGUAUUGUGAUCCGUUAUAUUUAGAGUCUGGGAUACUAACAAAGGAGUCGGAUGUUUACUCUUUUGGUGUGGUUUUGUUUGAAGUUUUGUGUGGGAGGUUGUGUUUUUGCAAGAGUGGAUCCUUUACUCAAUUGGUAAGGAAGCAUUACAAACAAAACAGCCUAAAUGAAAUUAUAUGGAGUAAUAUAAAGGAUGAAAUACAUCCUAGUUCUUUGAAGGUGUUUUCAAAAAUUGCUUAUCAAUGUUUAAAGAGUGACAAUGAAAAACGUCCGUUAAUGAAUGACGUCUUGAAAGGACUUGAAACUGCCCUGCAAUAUCAACUUUCAACGGCUUCGAAGUCAACACAGAUAAGCCAGCACGGUUUUGAAAAUCUCAUACCAGAAAAGGUUGAUCUCGAAAAACAAUUUACACACCACGAUCUAAUUGAGUGGUUGAGAACUCAAAGAGAGGUUGAGGAGAACAAGGUUCAAAAUCUACUCAAGGAUGCUAAAAGAGACAUAAACCGUCACAUUUGUGCUGAUUUGGUCAAAAGGGUUCCUUUGUUCAAGAAAAUGAAUGAGCGGUUGAUUGAUGACAUUUGUCAACGAUUGAUACCGCGUUUAUACGCGGGUAAUAGUUACAUCAUCCGGAAAGGAGACCGGGUCAAAGAAAUGCUCUUCAUCAUACAUGGUCGUCUCGAGAGUGCAACCACAGACAGUUUCUUCAACAGCGUUUUUUUAGAAGGAGACUUUUGUGGUGAUGAGCUUCUAAUAUGGGUAGUCGAUCCUGAAUCCGGACAUAGCCUACCAUCUUCCACUAGAACCUUGAAGGCCUCGGGAUACGUGGAGGCAUUUGCAUUACCAGCAAAAGAGUUGGAAUUUGUUGUCCUUCAUUUCAGGCAUUGGCGGACUUGGGCGGCAUCCUUCAUUCAAGCAUGGUGGCGGAGAUAUUCCACCAGGAAGAGUUUGGAUAAAAGAGGAGCAUCAAUCACACAUAUACUCGCUAUCCAACGGGAGAGAAAGAUUGCUAAGAGAUUAUUGGAGUUUCGAAAGCCUCGGGAACCAUAUUUCACUGUUUGAUUAGUGAGUGAUGAUAUGUAUUGCUAGUUUCUUUCAUCUUGUGUUUGUACAUUAACAAAAUUAUUCGUAGGCUCCGAUUUCUUUAAUGAGCUGUAAUGUACCCAAUCCGUACUAUUCCAAGUGGGGUGUAUGGUCCCACUUGUCUAUGAUACUAUUGUCUGUUUUGCAUUAGCACAAUUGUUGAGAAAAAGUGUAGACUUGUAUAUUUUAUAUAUAUAUGU
Lactuca saligna is the source of this 1859-nucleotide messenger RNA. The record is from the annotation of a GenBank genome assembly. NCBI's taxonomy places the organism in Eukaryota, Viridiplantae, Streptophyta, Magnoliopsida, Asterales, Asteraceae.